UAGAUUAUAUCGUAGGGGUGGUCUGUCAUCUGCAGCCGUGCAAGCAAAAUGUGUUUUUAUUUAUGAGAAAACUAAAUUUAAGGUUCUGUUUAAAUCUCCUUAUACUUUAUAUUGAAAUAAUAUAGUACUUUUAAACUAAAACUCAAUAAAAAUACAAACUCUUUUUUCGAACUAUUGUUAAAGUUCAGAUUAACUCGGUGUUGUUGAGUAAAUAGCACAUGUCACCGAAUGAACCGAAAUGUCAUUUGAACAACAUUUUCGUAUCGUCGUGGAAAAAGUUUUUAAUUAUUGGCCAGAUUUGAAACUAGCUGUGGAACAUGGAAUGGGUGGCCGGAAUGGCCAACAGACAGCCAUAGAAAUAAUGGACUACACGUACAAUUACUGCAUUAAAAACGAUAAAAUAACCGUCGGCGAGCUUCAAGAUGUUAUAGAAGACCUUAUGGAUCAAGAAUUCGAUACUCUGUGUGAUGACAAUUCUAUUCCAGAAAUUUGUAGAAAUCUCCUCAGGUACUUACAAAUGUGUAAGGAUGAAAAAUAUCCAGAAAUUGAAGCUGAAUUUCAACGGCUCCCACCUGGCAAAGAGUGGCUAAGAGGAGAAGUAAAAAUCAUGCCAGUUUCUGAUAAUGAUAGCUCUACCGAUGAAGACACUUCAGACUGUGAAAUGGAUGUUGACGAGAAUGAAGCAAGUUCAAGUAAGUCGGCUCCAUCAAGAGAAAAAAGUCCUUUUGUAGAGCCUGAGCCUGGUUGGACAACUGUCAGGACAAAAAAGAAAAAUUGAGUUACUAUUUAUGGAUUAUUUUUACGAAUAAAGCCCUAAAAAUACAUAAA
Messenger RNA from Eupeodes corollae, 828 nucleotides. RefSeq names its product pre-rRNA-processing protein TSR2 homolog. Gene Ontology annotation, biological process: maturation of SSU-rRNA from tricistronic rRNA transcript (SSU-rRNA, 5.8S rRNA, LSU-rRNA). Gene Ontology annotation, cellular component: nucleus. The record is from RefSeq and is a predicted model, not a curated record. The coding region runs from base 239 to 778 and encodes 179 amino acids. The transcript has 3 exons. NCBI's taxonomy places the organism in Eukaryota, Metazoa, Arthropoda, Insecta, Diptera, Syrphidae.